Messenger RNA from Ceutorhynchus assimilis (cabbage seed weevil), 2463 nucleotides. The record is from the annotation of a GenBank genome assembly. Lineage: Eukaryota; Metazoa; Arthropoda; Insecta; Coleoptera; Curculionidae.
AUGUGGACUUCGUUACUUUUGGCAGUGUACAAAACAGGUCGACUGGACUUAGUGACCAAAGAGCUGAGAAAUGUGAGGUUAGAAUCACAGUUUGUAUUGUGUUUAUUUGUUUUUGUGAGUAAAAUUUCGACAGUUUUAAGAGUUAUUAAAAUGCAAGGUAGCAGAGGCAAGCGCAUAUUGGAACUUGUGAAAAAUGCAAAAUCUGAAGAAAAUCUUGAAAAAAAUCGCGGAAAUUAUCCUAAAAUAGUGGUACAUUCAAAUAUUGCUUUAAAAGGCCAAGAAACAAUUAAACCAAUCGCCUCUACAUCUCAUUUGAAUAAGGCUAGUGAAGCACCUGCACCUGCUGCAAUAACAUGUGAUUCAAUCCCCUCGACAAGUAAACUAAACUUGCCUGAUAGGCAUACCCGAUGGCAUGCUAUCGAAGAUUCUAUGUCCGACAAAAGUGAGGAAGAUGCUGUAGAUCCAUAUGAAGGGAGUGAUAGCAGAGAUAAAGACUACAAUCCGAAGGACGACCUGGAUACUGAUAAUGAUGCUGAAGAGCUAUCCGAAGAUGAACUUACAGAACCAGUGACAGAGAAUCCGAAAAAAAGAAAUCGAUGGAAUAAAGCAGAUAAAACAAACUGGAAAAGAAAUAUUUUGAAAAAGCGCAGAAACCUUGGCCAGCCAUAUUAUACGACUAAAAAAGGCCCACAACCAGCGAAAGCUCCUCAGAAUGUUGAAUGUACUCAGUGCAGGUUUAAAUGUUCUGACAAUUUUUCGGAAGAGGAAAGGGUUCAAUUGUGCUCCAGUUACUGGCAGUUAGAAGUUUAUUCAAGAAAAAAAGACUUUAUUCUGCAAAAUGUUAAAGCUAAUGUACCACAAAGACAACGACAUCGUAACGAUAAUGCCAAAUCCCGCACCAAUGCCAAAGAAUUUAAUUUUUUAAAAAAUGGUAUAGCCACAAGAGUAUGUCAAAAGUUUUUUUUGAAAACACUUUCCAUAAGUAACGGACCUUUAAACAAAGCCUUUCAAAAGAAAAAUGACACAACAGGGUUGUACAAUGGAGAUGAUAAGCGAGGCCUGCAUAUUCCCUCUAAUAAAACCACCCCUGAAGAUAAGCAAAUUAUUAAAAAUCAUAUCGAAAGUUUUCCUCUAACAGAGUCACAUUAUUGUAGAAAAUCUUCAGAGAGAAAAUAUUUGGACGCGACAUUGUCUAUUGCUAAAAUGUACUCUUUAUACAAAGAAUUAUGUGAAAAAGAGGGUUACAUUCCAAAAAGUAUAACAACAUACAAGCGAACUUUUUGCCAAGAAUAUAAUUUUUCAUUUUUUAAACCACGCAAAGACCAGUGUGCAGUUUGUAUGAAGUACCAAGAUGCAAAUGCUGAUCAAAAAGCUGCAUUGGAAAUUUCAUUUAAUGAACACAAACAACGUGAGCUCGACGCAAAUGAAUCCAAAAAAUUUGAUAAAGAAAGGGCAAUCAAGGAGGCUAAUUUUGUUACCGCAACAUUUGACUUACAAAGUGUGCUUCAGAUCCCCAGUAGCGAUGUUUCGCCCAUGUACUACAGCCGAAAAAUAUGUGCUUACAAUCUGACCAUUUAUGAAGGGGCCCCACCCAAUAAUGCUUUUUGUUUUACGUGGACGGAAGUUAAUGGAGCUAGAGGAAGUUUGGAAAUAGCAACUUGUCUUUUUCAGUACCUCAGAAACUUACCAAAUCACGUAACAGACGUUUCUUUUUUCUCAGAUACAUGUGGUGGGCAAAAUAGGAACCAAAACGUCCUAGCAAUGCUAUAUUAUUUUGUGCAUUACGGCGGUAACCAAAUUGCUACAAUCGAACAGAAAUUUCUUGAAUCGGGGCAUUCUAUGAUGGAAUGUGAUAGUAUGCAUAGUGCUAUAGAGAAACAAAAAAGAUACUUAGCUGUGUAUACCCUUAAUGAUUGGAUAAACAUUUUCAAAAUGGCCCGAUCGAAACGAGGUAAGAAAAAAAAUGACCCGUACAUUGUUACAGAACUAAAAUACAGCGAUUUCAUUGAUUUUAAAGCUAUUUCACUCACACUCUUAAAAAACAAAACUGUCAACACGCAAGGUGAGAAAGUAAAAUGGCUACAAAUAAAGUGUUUUCGAAUAGAGAAAGAUUGUCCACGAAUAAUAAAAUACAGGUAUAGCCAUAAAGGCGAUUACCUUAGCCUAAACAUCGGCGGCCGGGGCAGACCUUCAGCUACAGCGACCACGUCAUUACCCAAUGUACGUAAUGCAUAUUCAUCAAUGCUUCCAAUUUCGGUGCAGAAAUACCAAGAUCUCAAAAAGCUGUGCAAUUCAGGGGUUAUUCCAAUAGAAUUUCAUCAUUGGUAUUUAUCACUGCCGACAUCAAAAGCUGUCAUAAACAAAAAUCCAGAGCCAAGUGUUGAAAGUGAAAGUGAGAUUGACUUGUCAGUUAUUUUGAAUAAAGUUUCAUUCAAUUUACCAGUAGAAGUCGUUUUAACAUAA